AUGGCGUCCUCCCGCACGCUCGCCGACUCGGAGAGCCAGCUUUCGCAGGGCAAAGCGGCCGAGUCGAGCCCCUACGUCUACAAGGCCCACCACGCCAACCCGGGCCCCCUCGGCUCGGCCGGCUUCGCCACGACGCUGAUGGCGCUCUCGCUGUCGAUGCUCGGCUGCCGCGACGUGUCCAACGCGACCGUCUUCAUUGGGAACCUCUGCUUCAUCGCCGGCAUCGGCCUGCUCGUGUCGGCGCAGUGGGAGAUGGUCCGGGGCAACACGUUCGGGUACACGACACUGUCGUCGUUUGGUGAGGAGCCCCCUCCCCAGUAUCAGGUUCGUCUGUCAGCUGCUGAUCAGACCAUGGCGACAGGGCUCUACUACGCGGGCUAUGGAGUGCUCCUCAUGCCUGGCAUGGGCGUCAUCGAUGCCUAUGGCGGGUACACGGCGGAAUACUACAACGCCUUCGGCUUGUACCUGCUCGUCUGGUGCAUACUCAACUCCUUCUUCCUGCUCGCCUCUCUGGCCAUAAACGUCCCCAACAUCAUCAUCUUCGCGGGCCUCGAGUUCUCCUACCUGUUCAACUGCGCCGCCCACUUCGCCAUGGCCGACGGCAACACGGCCGCCAGUGCCGCCCUGACGCGCGCCGCCGGUGCGUUCGGCGCCGUGGCCGCCGCGUCGGGCUUCUACAUGGUUGGCUACGAGCUUUGUCGAGACGUGUUCCCCUUUGAGCUGCCCGUGGGCGACACGUCGCGGUUCUUCGGCCGGCGGAAGCUGUGCUAG
Messenger RNA from Verticillium alfalfae VaMs.102, 771 nucleotides. RefSeq lists its product as hypothetical. The transcript has 4 exons. Gene Ontology annotation, molecular function: acetate transmembrane transporter activity. The record is from RefSeq and is a predicted model, not a curated record. Gene Ontology annotation, cellular component: plasma membrane. NCBI's taxonomy places the organism in Eukaryota, Fungi, Ascomycota, Sordariomycetes, Glomerellales, Plectosphaerellaceae. The coding region runs from base 1 to 771 and encodes 256 amino acids.